GGAUGAUCUUUUGGAAAAGCAACAAGAUAAUGUCCAAUUGCUUGACUUGGAGUACGUCCAACUGGACGUCGGCAAAAUCUUGCAAUUACUCAAUAAGACGUUUGUGACUAAAAGCAGAGGCGGCUUAUUCUCUUAAAGAAUCGAUUGUGUGGUGUUAUUGUUGUUUUUAGCAAUGAAUCCAUCAUAUUGGGCUGGUCCUUGUAUUGGUAUUAUAAUAUAUAAAUAUUUUCUUUCUUAUUCUCUGCGAUCCGAGAAAAAAAAAACAAAGAAAACGAACCUUUCACCACAACAGCUAUACGAAAAAAAAAAAAACUACUUCUUUCAUCACGGCCAGAACCUAACGUUUCAGCCCAACAUAGAAUACCAAACGCGUAAAGAAGACAAAUAAAAAUUAUUUACAGUGUGU
Molecule: messenger RNA, 406 nt
Organism: Umbelopsis ramanniana AG
Lineage: Eukaryota; Fungi; Mucoromycota; Umbelopsidomycetes; Umbelopsidales; Umbelopsidaceae
Exons: 3
Coding region: 173-388 (71 amino acids)
Source: RefSeq, a predicted model, not a curated record